Adineta steineri is the source of this 321-nucleotide messenger RNA. The record is from the annotation of a GenBank genome assembly. NCBI's taxonomy places the organism in Eukaryota, Metazoa, Rotifera, Eurotatoria, Adinetida, Adinetidae.
AUGUCAACAAUGACAUAUACUCGUGCGGCAUCCUCAGAUAGUCUUCAUAUGAAAGAUAUGACUGCUGAUGAUAGUGAUGAUGAUGUACAAGAACAACGUCGAUCGUAUGAUUACAAUAAAUUACGUCAUUUCCUUUUAACAUCCAAUGCUGAACAACGUGCUGCAAAACGCGAACAACAAGACUUUGUUAAACGAGAAUUAAUUCGAGAAUAUCUUCGAUCAAUGUCUGACCCAAACCCAAAUCGAUUCGAAGAAGUUAAAAAACGUUUUUGUGCUAGCUUGGACGAAUUCUAUGCUACUCAAGCUGCUUGUCUUGGUUGA